This is a messenger RNA of Nycticebus coucang (slow loris), 7613 nucleotides long. RefSeq names its product PWWP domain containing 2B (gene PWWP2B). NCBI's taxonomy places the organism in Eukaryota, Metazoa, Chordata, Mammalia, Primates, Lorisidae. Gene Ontology annotation, cellular component: nucleus; nucleoplasm. The record is from RefSeq and is a predicted model, not a curated record. Bases 32 to 2158 code for a protein of 708 amino acids. The transcript is spliced from 3 exons.
GGCUCCGGGGGGUUGGCUCCGCGGCAGAGGUAUGGGCCCCCGGGCAAGGGCCGGGGCAGUGCCCCCCGCGGCGCCCCCUCUCGGAUGCUCCGGGGCCGGGACGCGCUCCUGGGCGGCGCGGCCGGAAGGCUGCACGCGUGCCCCUGCCCACGCCGGCGACUCCGCAGUGCGCUCCCGGGCCGGGUGCCGCAGGCAGGCGCGGGCUCGCCCGGGACACGGCCGCGCGCCCUUCCCGCGUCCGGAGCGCGGCCCGGGGCCCGGCCCGGCCUGGCCCGAGCGGAGCUUUGUGACGUCAGGCGGCCGCCGGGCGGCGUCACGCGCGGGGCUGACCCGGCGGGGGCGGGGCGGGGGCCGCCGGCCUGGGGACGCGGUGCGGAGCAUGGAGCCGCGGGCCGGCUGCCGGCUGCCCGUGCGGGUGGAGCAGGUCGUCAAUGGCGCGCUGGUGGUCACCGUGAGCUGCGGCGAGCGCAGCUUCGCCGGGAUCCUACUGGACUGCACGAAAAAGUCUGGCCUCUUUGCCCUGCCCCCGUCGGCUCCACUACCCCAGAGUGACAACCCCUCCGCCAGCAGCUGCCUUGGCCUGGCCCCCGAGGAAGAGUCCGGAAAGGUGAUGCAGCUGGGGCCGGGCUCCCCUCCUCCUCCCCACGGGGACCAGCCCCCCGAGACUGCCACUGGCCCCGAGCCACCCCCACCCCUCAUGCCACCACUGCCUACCAGCAGCCCGGCCCCAUACCCACCGUAUUUCGAGGGCGCCCCCUUCCCUCAUCCCCUCUGGCUGAGGAACACGUACGGCCAGUGGGUACCCCAGCCGCCUCCCAGGACCAUCAAGCGGGCCCGGAGGCGUCUGUCCCGGAACCGCGAGCCGGGCCGGCUCACCCUGAGCACCAUCCGCCUGCGGCCGCGCCAGGUGCUGUGCGAGAGGUGCAAGCGCACCCUGAGCCCCCCGCAGACCGCGGGGCCCCCGCCCGCCCCCCGGGCCCGCAGGCGGCUGGGCAGUGGCCCGGACGGCGAGCGCCCAGGGCACCCGGAGCCGGAGGAGGGAGACGCCGAGGCCUCUGCCUGCGCGAGGAAGAGCAAGCGGGAGCGGCGCGAGGACAGGGCCCCGGAGCGGCACAGGGCUGCGGCGGAUCGCAGGGCCCUGGCGGAGCGCGUCCCGCGGAGCCCGGUCAUCAGGAUCUCCUACAGCACGCCCCAGGGCAAGGGCGAGGUGGUGCAGAUCCCCUCCCGCGUGCACGGCUCCCUGGAGCCCUUCCGCCCCCCGCAGGCCCCGCUUGAGGGCAGCCCGGAGCCCGAGGGGCUGCGGGAGGCGGAGCCCAGGGACGGGCUGCUCGGCGGGCCCUCCGCCGCGGUCCCCAAGCUGAAGCUGACACGGCCCACGCCUCCCAGCUCGGACCUGCCCCCUCCCAAGAUCCGCCUGAAGCCCCACCGCCUAGGCGACAGCGAGCGCAAACCGGUGUACCGCGCCGAGCUGGUGCAGGAGCUGAACGGCUGCAGGCCGGGCCCCGUCCACGGCCUGGCGGACUCAUCCUCUGGGAGUUCCAGCGAGGAGGAGGACUUGGACAGAUGUCCUCAAGGCCAGCAGGCGCAAGGCAGCUUGGCCUUCCUCGUCGACUGCCCUAAGGGGCGAGCGGGAUGCGCCAGUGAGUCGGUGUGCGGCAGUGACAGCCUGGACGAGUCCAAAUCCUCCAGCUCAGAGGCAACUUCGCCGGACACGGGUGACCUCUCCCCCAGCAGUGGGGCGUCUGUGCCCUCCUCCUCCAGAGAGGCUGGCCCCACUGUGCCACCCCUGACUGUGCGGCUGCACACGCAGAGCGUCUCCCAGUGUGUCACCGAGGACGGGAGGACCUUGGCCGUGGGGGACAUCGUGUGGGGUAAGAUUCGUGGUUUUCCCUGGUGGCCAGCACGUGUCCUUGACAUCAGCCUUGGCCAGAAGGAGGAUGGAGAGCCCUCGUGGCAAGAAGCGAAAGUCUCGUGGUUUGGGUCUCCAACUACGUCAUUCUUGUCUAUUUCAAAACUGUCCCCUUUCUCUGAAUUUUUCAAACUGAGGUUUAACCGUAAGAAGAAGGGCAUGUAUCGGAAAGCCAUCACCGAGGCUGCGAACGCUGCUCGACAUGUGGCCCCGGAAAUAAGGGAGCUCUUGACCCAGUUUGAGACGUAGCCUUGGUCCCCUGAGCAGUCACUGUGCUGGAUCCUCACUGGGGAUUACGAAGUGCUGACCAUCAGCUGCGUUUCUCACUGGAAUUGUUCCAACAACAACAAAAAAAACCCUUUCUUCACCAACUGCCAGUGGCACUGCAGCAAGUCCGGCCACCCCCACCCUCUCGCCUGCAGAGUCUCACAGACAAUAGGCAGAAGCCCGUGGCGGGCCCAGCCCUUCCCUCCUGAGUGUGUGUAUCUCACUAAAACUUAUUUGUGCAAUUAGUCUCAAGCCACACAAAAGUUCUUUGAUGCACAGAGAUGCACGUCCUGCCACAGCCACACUGCUCUUGGAUGGUGGCCUCAUCCCCUGCCACGUCAGCCCCGGCCACUCUGUGCGUUCUCUGUCCCAGGCCUGUGAGGCCUGGAUGCUCCAGAGGAGCCCUACCUGGGUGCUGGGGACACUCUUGCUCCUGGGUUGCUGUUGUUUCUAAGCCUUUGCAGUCAACAGAGCUGGCAAUUACUUUUUUUUCCCUAUGCCAAUAGUCUUGGCUCUUAGUAUUAGCAUAAUUAUUAGUUUUAUAUGUGUAAAAAUUAAUGUACAGGUAAAAUCCUAUGUUAUUUUAAAUAUUUCUUAUGUACAAUACUGUUGUAAUGCAGGCUAAUGGUUUCAGCGCCCACUAAGGAGUGGUGCCCACUAGCGUCACACACAGGGGUUCUAUAAGGAGAGUCAGAGUCUCUUCCCUUGGGGUGCAUGUCACAUCCGUGAGUUCAGUCUCUGAGACAGUUCCUCUCCCUGCAGUAAGUCAUGACCUCGAAACUGCUGGGCUCCUUCAUUCCAUUUUGCUUGCCAUUUUUAGAGAUUCCUGGGUUUUUGUAAACCUCACUGUGUUUUAUGAUUCCGUGGACAUUUCCACAGCUCCAAGUCUGGCUCCCAUCGUGGCUUCAGGUCAGCAUUUUGGCCCUUCUGAGUUUCCUGCAGAAGCAGAUAGGUCCCUGCCCUCAGGCAAAGUAGCUCGCACCUGCUGGCCCCUGGCCCCAGGCUCCUCCUCCCUUUCCUGUGGCAGCCAGCCAUGGGCAGGCUUUCCUGUGGCCAGCUGUCCUUGGGGGGUAGGGAGGGAUGUGAGCUAUGGCUUUUUGGCUGUGGAGAGGGCAUGGUUGGGCAGGGAGGUGCCAGUAUCCUACAGGCCCCAGGGACAGGGUACAGAGAGCAGCGGGUGAGUCUGGACUCUGCCUGUGUCCAGCUUGGGGGUCUGAGGGCUCCUGGGCAGGCACCUGAGAUUCCUUGCAUCCUGGAGGUUUCCAUGGCCAGGAACAGCAGCCAGGAGCAGUGGAGCUCGGUCCAUGAGCAAGCACAGGCGAGGGCCUCACCAGGGAGGCAGGAUGGAAGGUGAGUAGCAGCCAGGCCUGUGCAGGCAUUCUGCAUCACUGUUUAUUCUGCCAGGAUGGGGAAGCUGCCUUGAAGGCCAUUGCCGCUGAACUGGAUGUGAAGGGCCUGGCCAGGGGCUGCCCCUCCAGGCUGUGGGCACUGUUCCAGCGAGAAUGGCAGCUGAUGGAUUUUUAACAACAUUUCCAAAGGUCAGGCUAUUGUGGAUGUAGAGAGAUGUGGGCAGUUUUAAUCACCUCCCGGAGCUGCAAAGCAUGGUACCUUCAAUUUGAGCCCCUGUCAAGUCCUAAGGUUCUUGAUUAGAAAGAGGGGCUGUGACCCCCCCCCCCACACACACACACCAUCAGCAGCCCCUGCUAUGGUCUGCAACCCUUCCAGAAGCCUCUUCCUGAUCAGCCUCAUGUGUAGCCCCUGGCAACUCCCAGUGGCCUGCCCAGCAUUCGGCCCUUGUGCACCAUCUGUCUAGCCUGGUUGUUUUUUGGCCCGUGGGUUGGGGUUGGGCCCAACCAGGCUGUCACACCAGCUUCUCCCUCCUGAGAAAUGGAUGACGAUGUUGGUAGGGAUGUGCUUGUGUGGCUGAUCCCAUCCGGCAGACAUUUCUCAAAAAGGAAGGGUUCCGCUUGCCACAAGGGAUCUGUUGGAUCACAGGAUGCUGUUCCUGGGACUGACAAAGUGACGCCUGUGCUUUUGAAGCAUAGCCACGCGGCUUUGAGCAGGAGCCCGCUAUGCCCUGGCAGGUCUGAGGGAGGUGCUGGGUGGGGAUGGUGUUAGCAGGGCCUCAGCGACCUCCUGGGAUGCAGAGGGUCAUGAGGUGCGUUCACCUUUACUGACUGCACAGACGCUGCGUGCAUCCCCACCGGCCAAGCCAUGUUUUCACAUGACCAUCUCUGCAGUAAACAGCUUAGCACUCAAUGAGCUUAGCGCUCCUCCGAGCCUCACCCACCUCCUGGGUCCUGAAGAAUCAAGGCCCUCUAGUUCCCCCAAGGCUGUGGCCAUUGCUCAAUGUGCACAUGGACACACGGACACAGACACACACAUGGACACACAUAUGCAGAUACGUGCACAUAGACGCAUGCAGACACACUUGCACAUGGACACACACACACAAAUAGACACACAUGCACGCAGACACACAGACACACACAUUCACAUGGACACACGGGCACGCACACGUGCACACAUGCUCCCUUUCUCUUUGUAAGAAAAGGGCGAUGUGGACAGGGAGGCAUAGAAAGGAAGAUUGCUGAUACAUGUGCGCCAGCCAGGGAGUGGAGAGGAGGCUCCCCGGGGUCUGCAGAGGGGCACAGCAGCAGCAGGGACUGCAGACCUCUGGGCUCCCGAGCAGGAGGAAGCAUGGCAGUGGCUUGCAGCCCAUCCCAGCGUGGCUGCUGGGCUGUGGGUCGGUCUGAAUCCUGUCCUGGUGACCUCACCUUUAAGAGGUCCUUGCACCGGGGGUGUCAAAGCAGAAAUAGUGUGUGGAAGCUCCGGUCUGGCUACAGCUAGGAAAGAAGAAACCAAUGGUCCCCGGGGCCUGGCCUGGCAGGGUGGGCUAUCCUGAGGACCAAGGCCAAGCUGGGGAGGGUCCUGGCUGGCUACCUUGUGCAUAGACAGAAAUUCUGUCCAGACAGUGUUUUGUCAUGGUGAGAAGACAGUGGGUCUUAUUCCUAGAAUGUGGGGACAUUUCCUCAGGGACCCUGAAUGGAUGCCUCACCUGGAAAGGGAGGAGGCUGCUGUCCAAGGUUGGGGCAGAAACCUCUGCCCAGGUGUGUAUGGGGCAUGUCUGCUCCAGGCCUCUGUCCUCAUCUGGCCAGGUUUGGAUGCAGCCUUCCUGCACCCACUGCAGGACCAAGGUCAGGGCUGGGGACAGGUGGCAGGCCGAUGCAGGUAGCGCCGCUGGUUGGCAUCCUUGGCAGAGAAUGCCUGGCCACAGGCAGACCUGCAGCCCAGGUUAGUGCCACGAGUGGAACCUGCUCAGCAGGGCCUCAGGGGCCUCGUAUGGUCCCCCUCUCGGGCCCAGGCCAUUCUUCAGGAUCCUGGGGAAAUGGGCUUCCCUGGGGACAGGGCCUUAUCCUGUCCCCACAGGUGCAGGGCCCAGACCGUGCUGCCCCAACCUUACUUGUGCUGUGUUCCCUGGGUGCACCUGGCCUGCCCCUGCCCACUAACUCCCCUCACUCCAUCCUCACUUCUGUGGGGCCAGAAGCCCGUGGCACUCCUCUCAUUUUUCCUACGUAAGCUUUAGGACAAACUGCUUCUGUCCCUAGCCCACCCCCACCCUGCCUCUCCUCUGGACACAGGUCUCAGUGUCCAUUACAGGCCACACAGAUGUAGGUCAGAUGUCCAUGAGCCUUGGAAAUACCCACAGAGGGAAGAUGGCCCAGUGCCCAGUCCCCAGGGGCUGGUGGGCCCGGAUGAUCACUUUGGGCAGGCAGUGUCUGGGGACGUGGUGAGGUCUGGACUGUGUUUUAUGGUGUCUGCACCCAGCAGACAGUAUCCUGGGAAACCCUGCCACCCUCACAUGCAUGGGCCACAUGUCCACCCAGCCCCAAGUUCCUGAGAAGGACCAGAGUGGGCAUGGGGUGCCCCCUGCACCCCUGGCACCCCAGAGGGUGUGCUGACUCGCUUUCCUAGCACCUGGAGGUCAGCUGCGGUGGCUCUGUGAGGCCGGCUGCAGCCCUGGCAGGCUGUUUUGACAAGCAGGACAUAGGCGCCACUUUCCCCACUCCAGGCAUGGCCACUCGCCUGGUGGCGCAGAGGCUCCAGGAUAUGAGUGUCCUGUGCUGAGCUCAGCUCAGGGCAACCCACUGCAGGGGAUGGGGGUUGUCCUUGGUAUCCCCAUCCACUCAGCCCCAGGGUCUUCUCUGGGCCCCUGAGAGCCCCACAGGUACUGGCCCGAGCCCUGCCCCCACUGCCUGUGCAGCCUCCUGCUGGAAGGUCUGGUUUGGCCGGUGUCCCCACCUGGGCAGGCUGGCCUUCAACAGAGGAUUCCUCAGGGUUUAACCCCCACUGGCCGGGCCUGUCCCCUGGAGGGAGGCCACUGGGUGGUGCCCAGGCAUCUGACCACCCCAAUCCUCGUGGGGGAGGCUGUGCUGGGGGGGGUGGGCCAGCAUUGGGAGAGCCUGGGGCAGCAGCUGCUUGGGGUCAGUGUCAGGGGCCUAUGUGAGGAUCGUCUGCCUCCUGGGCCUUGUGAGACCGGUCUGGACAGCUUUGGUUCGCAUUUCACCAUAGUAAGAUGUUGCUGAGUGCUGUGUGGUCAUGGCACUUUCAUGCAUAUCCAUGUUGUGUGUGUUCAGAUUCUAAGAGCCCACUAGUGACACAGAGGGUGUGACGAAGCAUCUAUCUUCAUGCUUCUAUGUGAUUCGUGAUCAUUCAAUUUGGAAAUUAUUUAUGUCUUGUGGGCCUUUUUCCUGUGGAGAUGAAGAUUUCACAAUCUUAUCACCCCUAGUCCCUGCCACACAGACACAGGAAUGCAAGUUUUGGUUAAAUCAAGAUUCCAUAUUUAGAUUAAUGAUCACAGCCUAUCCAUACAGCCACUUGCCAAUAUACAUAUUUUUCAACUCUGUUCUCUGCAAAGUUGAUCUUUGCCCCAUUUUUUUUUUUGUCUGCUUGGUUUUUAUAGUCGUCACUUAUUUGUCCCCAGAUCUGAAGGAAAGCUCUCAGUUCCCCCACGGUUCAGGCAUAUAUUGGAACUUUCUGCUGCUGUCACACACAUCUUCUGUGAGACAGCACUGACCUGCUGUUCCUCAUGACUCUGCACUCACUGGGCAGCGGCACUGGGAGCUGGGAUGUCCCAAAUGUGUCCUUCCUCUCCCUGAUGCCUUGCCCAGGACACAUGUGCACAUACAUCUCACACAUGUUUCAUGUACUCAGACACAGAUACACAUGCUCACACAUCCUCACAUGCACAUACACACACGUACACAUACAUGCACAUAUGCUUACAUACACAUGCACAUGCUCACACAUACACAGGCACAUGUGCACACACACAUACACAUGCUCACACAUGCACACACACACAUGCACAUGCUCACAUAUACACAGGCACAUAUGCACACACCCAUGCACACAUGCUCACACACGUACACAUGCA